UCACAGAAUAAUGGAUAAUUUCCGAUCGGAAAUUCUCAAGGAAACUCGAGAAUUAAUGCUCAAUGAGCAGCAACAUGAGGAAAGCAUGAAAUCUUGGAACGGACCUGAAACGAAAGGAUUUGAAUUAAAAUUCGGAGGCACCAAGCGAGGAGUUCCACAGAACUCUGGAGUAGUUGGUCAGGUUUUCAUCAGUGAGGAUGGAGGAUUUGAAGCAAUCAUAACUGGAUAUGUCAUAAAAAACAGUCUCCGUUCCAUCGCAGCUUCUUUCACAGUAACUCCUUCGUCUUCUCUGAAAUCUGAUUUGUCGGAAGGUCUUCAUCCACUCGUGCUUGCUAUUGGAUCAGCUCUUACUCUCAAUCAUAUUUUGAUGCUCGGCUCUCUGCGUGACAAAAUUCUGAAAAACUUGACACCCAAGAGUGUUGCAAAACUCAUUUUAUCGAACAAGAAAUCUCAGCAAAUUCUUACAUCUGAUGCGGUCGAUAACACAUUCUGGAAGAAACGUUUAAACAAUGAUUUUGGAAAUGAAACUGUACAAAAUACGAUCACCACCGGCCGAAAAUUCUAUGGAAUGUAUUGCCAGAAAGCAAAUGAGUCGAGAACUACAGCGAGAAGAAAUGAACCAGUUCGUAAUGAAAAUCCGCUUAUGAUCGGUGGACCACGUCAUCCUCCUAGACAUCCUGUUCAUGACCCUUACGGGAAUCGUUUUCCUGAUCCGGAUACUGAAUACUACAAUCCCCUCGGAGGUUUCUUGCCACCAGGUGUACCACGCGCCGGAAAUCCAAACAUUCCAGACCUGUUCCGUGGACCUGAUCAUCCGGAUCUCAAUCCACUGGGCCCAUUAGGACAGCCACGUGGAGGAGGAAGUCACGGAAGACCAUUCAUGAGAGAUCCCAAUGGAAGAUUCGGUGGAAACGGAGGUGGUGGUGGCUUCGACGGAUACAUCUGAAAACCAUAAUUGUUGUAUUAAAUGUGUAUUUUAUAUUUAUUUGAAUGCUACUCCGUCAGCUCCAUGAGCGUGUUAAAAUUAGAAAAGUCUUGUAUAGCUUGCAAUAUUAAAAAUGCAAACUACGAAACCAAGAUAUCUAUCAAAAUCGGAAAAUAGGUUAGAGGGGGUUUAUAUUUAAUAUGUAUUGAGCAUGCUACAAGAAACCAAACACACAAAAGCCUUAUAAAUUCCAGAAACUCUCACGUCUACAUGACUAUAAAAGCCUGUCUCAGAAAAGCCUGUCUCAGAAAUUUUGUUCGGAAAACGUCCCGGUCAACUUUUUGUUGACAAUGUUUUACCCUCUUCCCCCCCUCAUACUUAGUCACCGGACUCUUGCGGGUCCAAAUGAUUAUUUUAUAUCUAUUUAUUCAUUCUUUUUUCCUUCACUUCACUGCUUUGUUGUAAUUGUAUCAUUAUGAUUGUUGCCUGAUGAAUAAAUAUAAAUAAAUGAAA
This is a messenger RNA of Caenorhabditis elegans, 1438 nucleotides long. It is a transcript of the gene F09E5.7, whose product is annotated as PI31_Prot_N domain-containing protein. The record is from RefSeq and is marked reviewed. Lineage: Eukaryota; Metazoa; Nematoda; Chromadorea; Rhabditida; Rhabditidae.